CACCUUUUCCAGAGUAGAGGUUAAGCAACCUCUUCACCUACAGGCCUUCCACCUCUGCAACACAUCAUGAGUUCAUUGCAGUACCUCGGGUCUACUUCAGACUUCCUAAAUCUCGGCCCGGAUGCAGUCGUUAAGAUGCCUAAGAAGGUUUGGGGUGGGAACCCUAAUCAUGAACUUAGGAACGAAGAAAACGUGACCGCGCUGAAAGUUGAGCGGCAAAUCAUUGAAAGUCUAGGAAACCACCCAAGGAUUGUUCCAUAUCUCGGGCCAUACAAACAAACAGGUAUCAAACUGGCCAAAGCAGACCACGGCAACUUGCAAGCAUACAUCGAUAACAACAACCAACAUCUAGCUACUACUCUACGCUGGAAGUGGGUCCUACAGGCCGCCGAACCUAUCGCCUAUCUGCACAGCCAGGGUGUCAUCCAUUCCGACCUACGCCCCGAAAACUAUUUGGUACAUUCGGCGGAAUGCGAUCUCUGGCUGUGCGACUUUGGGGGAUCAAUGUGUGAGAAACUGGGAUUAGAUGGUGGCCACCUACCUGACGACCCGUUCUACGACCCUCGAUUACCAUGGGAGUCGACUCCUGCUACUGAUAUUUUUAGCUUGGGGUCCAUCUUAUAUACCAUCAUGACCGGACAUUGGCCCUUCAGGACCGGGCCAGCGCCACGUGGUGCUGAAAAGGACGCCUUCAUGGAGGAAGCAAAUAAAUUCUUUGCAGCAGGGCAAUUUCCAGACAUAUCUAAUGUUCCCGGUGGGAAGGUUAUCAAGGGGUGUUGGGAUCAUACAUACAGCUCAGCUGACGAAGUGGUGAAGGCCAUCAGGCUGGAAAUGGCAAGGAUGAGCAUGUAGGGGACUUUCCUUCUACGCUUUCUUCACGCUCGCUAAGACGUAGAAAUCGGACAGCCAGUAGGAGUCGCCGGUAUAUCAGCUCUCUGGAAGUCCAGACCGUCGCUUUAUCGGGAAGAUCUCUCUUAAAACUAAAAACGAAUGUAGUGCCAUUGGAUGAACCCGAGUUGGAAUUAAGUAAAUGAUCCUCCGGUUGCCGUAAGUUUCGUGGCUUUAGGAGGUUUCUCGAACUUAUCGCUGGUUUCAUACGUGGUCUUCUAUCUAACGAGAAGGUUCUAGCCGCUUUAUAUUUCUCUUAGCAUUUAAGUUAUUGUAAUAAACCUCUACUUAGUGGUCUAAAUAAGGGCUUAUUACUCUAGACUUUAUCUUAAUAUAUAAGGUAUAAAGAUUAUAAAUACAUAAGGUAUCUAAGAC
Messenger RNA from Pseudovirgaria hyperparasitica, 1263 nucleotides. RefSeq names its product kinase. The transcript has 2 exons. Gene Ontology annotation, biological process: protein phosphorylation. Gene Ontology annotation, molecular function: protein kinase activity; ATP binding. The record is from RefSeq and is a predicted model, not a curated record. NCBI's taxonomy places the organism in Eukaryota, Fungi, Ascomycota, Dothideomycetes, Acrospermales, Acrospermaceae. The coding region runs from base 67 to 852 and encodes 261 amino acids.